CAUCUGGGUAAAUAAAUAUAGCUCCAAUGAAAAGUUAGUCAUUUCAGUAGGUAGGGACGUGAACUUUAGUAUGACAGUGUCAAAAGUGUCAAGGAAAGACAGAAGGAUGUAAGGUGUUGGAGUUAUGAAAAGGAUCGUCGUAUACCACAACGGCUCAACUGUGGAUGGAAAGGUUGUGGCUGUGUCGGAAAGUCUUGAUGAAACCCUGGUAGAGAUUGGACAAAAGCUUGGCGUCCAAGCCAAAUGUCUGUACACCGGAGAGGGCGGCCUCAUUGAUGAUGUUCGACUGUUCAGAGAUGACGAGAAGAUUUAUGUCUCUGAAGGGGAUCCAUUCAUUGCUCUGUCUCACUCACCCCCAAAAGUUGUCUCCCCUUUACGUCCAAAGUCUGACCCCCCUGGACCUCAGAGGAAGUGCACCAAGUCGGAAUGGGUGACGCUGAAUGUAGGGGGGUCCAUGUUCACAACAACCAGGGGGACGCUGACCCGGACGGACCCAGACAGCAUGCUGGCCAGGAUGUUCAACAGUGAGAACGAUGUGUCCUGGAGCAGCAGCUGUGACUUGACCGGCGCCUACCUCAUCGACCGGAGUGCGCGCUACUUCCAACCCAUCCUCAACUACCUGCGCCAUGGCCAGCUGAUCCUGGACAAACAGGUCAACCCCGAAGGUGUGUUAGAAGAAGCCAAGUUCUUCGGCAUAGGAUCUCUGAUUGAAGAACUGGAAGAACUGAUUGAGCGUGACCAGCCUGCAGAUGACACGACCCCCAUCACAAGACGAGAUCUUGUCCUUCGUCUCCUGGCCACGCCCACUACCUUCGAACUCAGGUGCCAGGGUAUGAAUUUCUCAGGAGCCAACCUGUCCAAGCUGGAUCUACGCCAAAUCAACUUCAAAUAUGCAGUAUUCAAGAACGCCGAUCUUUCAGGGGCCAACCUCACCAACUGUAAUUUUGAGAGAGCUGAUCUCACCAGGGCAAAGUUUGAUUCCGCCAACUUGCUGGGGGUGAAGAUGCUCUGUGCCAACCUAGAGGGCGCUUCACUCAAGGGCUGUAACUUCGAGGACCCUGCCGGUAGCAGGGCCAACAUGGAAGGUGCCCUGAUGAAGAACGUCAACCUGGAGGGCAGCCACAUGGCAGGGGUCAAUCUGCGUGUAGCCACAUUGAAAAACGCCAACCUCCAAAACUGUGCUUUGAGAGGAGCCGACUUAGCUGGGGCAGACCUCGAGAAUUGUGAUCUCUCGGGCUGCGACUUGCAGGAAGCAAACCUGCGCGGGGCAAACCUCAAGGGAGCAGCUUUUGAGUUGAUGGUGAACCCUCUGCACAUGGCGCAGGCGGUGAGGUGACACAGGGACGCCAGGCAGCAUGAACAGUGAUGGCUCCGAUGUACACACGGUCCAGGGUCAGACCAGCACACAGCCACCAGCACACAGCCA
This is a messenger RNA of Haliotis rufescens (red abalone), 1426 nucleotides long. Its product is annotated as BTB/POZ domain-containing protein KCTD9-like. The record is from RefSeq and is a predicted model, not a curated record. Gene Ontology annotation, biological process: intracellular signal transduction; protein homooligomerization. The coding region runs from base 125 to 1336 and encodes 403 amino acids. Gene Ontology annotation, molecular function: protein binding. NCBI's taxonomy places the organism in Eukaryota, Metazoa, Mollusca, Gastropoda, Lepetellida, Haliotidae. The transcript is spliced from 12 exons.